AUGAGUCAGGUAAAAAUCAGACGGGGAUACGAAACUUUUAACUCGCAAUAUCCUGAGUGCUGCGUGGAUGGAAAACUCAUUUCCCCAGAGAAGACCGAGGCAGAGAGAAACCUCGCCAGCCACUGUGAGAAGCAGAGUGCCAACCACAAACCCGCUUACGACCAGGGUGGCCCAGUCGAAAUCCUGCCUUUUCUCUACCUUGGUAGUGCCUAUCACGCUUCCAAGUGCGAGUUUCUUGCCAACCUGCACAUCACGGCCCUGCUCAACGUCUCCAGGAAAAGCUCAGAGUCCUUCAAAGACCAGUACUGCUACAAGUGGAUCCCGGUGGAGGACAGUCACACGGCAGACAUCAGCUCACACUUCCAGGAAGCCAUCGAUUUCAUCGAUUAUGUCAGGCGAACCGGGGGCAAGAUCCUGGUGCACUGCGAAGCGGGCAUUUCACGCUCUCCCACCAUCUGCAUGGCGUAUCUCAUGAAGACAAAGAAGCUCCGUCUGGAGGAAGCCUUCGAUUAUAUCAAGCAGCGCCGGAGCCUGAUCUCACCAAACUUUGGUUUCAUGGGCCAGUUGCUACAAUACGAGUCAGAGAUCUUGUCUUCCACUCCCAGCCCCCCCGUCGCCUCGUGCAAAAGAGAAGCCGCAUCUUUCUUUGCAGAGGAACUGACGUUAGGCAAAAACUUUGAAGGCUCGUGUUUUGCCUUUCCUACCUCAGUGUUGAGUUCUGUGCCCAUCCACUCUCCCGUCCACCAGCUGAAACUCAGCCCAAUGACGGCAUCUUCGUCUUGCUGAACACCUUGGGGAGACCGGAGCUGGUGCGGUCCUCUGAUCCGAACUGUGACCCCAACAAGAACAUUUCAUGAACGUGCAAUAGAGAAACCUCAUCGACUUAGUCUGAGAUGGAGUGGUUGUCGUGGGUCAUACUUUCCGUAUGCUGUGACUGUAAGACGCAAGCGCUCUAAGUGUGGCAGGUUUUCCAAACUUUUGUUGUCCUUUUUUAAAAAAAAAGUGCUUUUUUUAGAUUUUUAUCCACAGAAUGUGCACCCACUACUGUAUUUCCAGAUUCCUGGGGAGCAAUGAGAAAUCCAUUUAGUAUGUUCUCAGUUCCCAUCUCCUUCCCUUCUUAUUUUUGAAAAGACCCUUAUUUAAAGUCUCAAGCAAUAAACAGCAGCAGCGGGGAAGAAAGCAAAACGAAAAGCACCACCUUCGAAACCACAGAGGUGGUGGGAGUGAAUAUUCGUUCUGCUUUUUCUCUGGCUUUCCUCCUCCCCCCUCCUGCCUCAUGUUUCAGGGAGCACAGGGCUGGGGUGGCCAGAGGGAGCUCUUUUCCCAGGACACUGUUGCACAACCAGGUGAAAAUCCCCCUCUCCUGCGUCAGGUAUUGACCACAGUGUAACUGGAUACAACACCAGACCCUGGAUCCAUUCAGGUGUGGCAUUUCCUGUACUUCUGCGUUUGCCUUUGUACUGGAUGUGCUUUCAACUAAAGCAGGGCACUUAACCGAAGCCAUCAGGCUACCUGCUGAGCUAUUAUCCUCCCAUCUGUUAUUUAAGAACAGCCCUAGAAUACUUGAAUGUCUCCACAAUCCUCAUCAGAGUUACUUCCCAUCAGAUAACACUGUUAACUGCUGGAUUUUACACCAAAAAAAAAAAAAAAAAAAAAAAACCAAACCCCUGACAAGCUCGGCUCCAAGCCAACUCUUCCUCCAUCCCUUCCCAAGUGUUCCCGAUGUGUAUCAUGUGUGGUCAAGUGGUCUUGUUCAGUGUUACGUGGCUUGCUUAGUGCAUGUGGUCACCUCUAGCCAGCCUUUGUCCGCAAAAACUGUUUUUUCUCUGGCUUGCAUUGGCUUCUGUGUCUGCAGGGAGUUUUUCGUAUGUAGUAUGUGUGGGAAAUGGCAAUAAUUUCCAGGAGAU
Messenger RNA from Egretta garzetta (little egret), 1907 nucleotides. It is a transcript of the gene DUSP5, whose product is annotated as dual specificity phosphatase 5. Gene Ontology annotation, biological process: negative regulation of MAPK cascade; protein dephosphorylation; endoderm formation. The record is from RefSeq and is a predicted model, not a curated record. The transcript is spliced from 4 exons. Bases 1 to 786 code for a protein of 261 amino acids. Gene Ontology annotation, cellular component: nucleus; cytoplasm. Lineage: Eukaryota; Metazoa; Chordata; Aves; Pelecaniformes; Ardeidae. Gene Ontology annotation, molecular function: protein tyrosine/threonine phosphatase activity; MAP kinase tyrosine/serine/threonine phosphatase activity.